This is a messenger RNA of Vitrella brassicaformis, 1815 nucleotides long. NCBI's taxonomy places the organism in Eukaryota, Vitrellaceae. The record is from the annotation of a GenBank genome assembly.
AGCGAGAAUCACGCAGCACGCAUGGCCAACCGAUCACGAUGGUCCCUGUACAGGUAUACGACAGUCAGCCAUUCCAUCUAUCCAUCCAUCUAUCGUCAUGCACCAAAGCGACAUCUAAUCACCCACUCGUCCCCCUCCACCACGACGGACCCCACACGGCAACACUGGCGCAACACUGCCACCUUCUCCUCCUCUUCCCUCCGCCCGUCGGCCUCAACCAUGGGCAUCUCCUCGCCGCUGCCGAUGGCCGGCAUCAUCUCCCCCCGCCCCACGCCGUUCUUGCCCUCCCCUCUGAGCACCCUGCUGAGGUCCUUCUGCGCCUUGCCUGACCCCAGGUCAGGGGCAUAGCACGAUUCCUCUGGGCCGAGGUCGAGCGAGAAGCCGCCGGCCGGUGCGGGCAGCGCGCGUCUGAGGCUGUCGGCUAUGCGGUGGACCUGGCAGGGCAGACACAGGCCCUCCAGACGCAGCUUGUAGACCUCCUGGUUGUCUUCCUCGGCCGUGAGGGGGUUGGGUGUCUUGUCCCCGUCUGCAUCGUGGAUGUUGAUGGCCGCACCAUCCUCGUUCUUGAGUUUCUUGAGCGGCUGAGUCGGCGCCUCGCUGAGAGGGACGGGCGUCUUGGUCUGCUCGGCAGUGAGGGCAGCCACACGCAGAGGCUGCAGCUCACCUCCCACAAACGGCCGAUCGCACACAAUCCGCGACAGGUACUCCACGUUGCCCCCUGCCGCCUUGCCAUUGCUCGCCCCCAACCCCACCCCUUGCCCCAUCUCGCUGGCGUACUGCUGCCGGUCGCCCGCCGAGCCCCGUGAGCAGGCCCGCUCCAUGACGUGAUGGCGCCAGAAGCUGAGCAGCGAGCUGACGUUGUAUCGGCCAGUGAUGAAGAGCACCGACGGCGGCCGGCCUUUGCGUGCCUGGCGUUCGGCCUUUAUCUGGGAGGGGUCAGUGGCAGCACGGCUGAUGGACUGCGGGGUGCCCGGGAGAGCGAUCGGGGAGAUGGUCGUGUACUUAACGCCAUACUCGUCGAGCUUCUUCCUGCACACACACACACACACACACACACAGAGAGAGAGAGAGAGAGAGGUGCUGCCUCGCCGGUCACGCAGCUUGUGGUCGGCAUGACGGAUGUGUGUACCUGAGGGUGCUGUCGCUUUUGGUGAUGAUGGCCUCGAAAGGAUUCGCAUUGACGAUGAUGGAAAAGUCGUCAUAGGCAGAUACGAUACACGCCUGGACAGACAACCAAACAACGCGACCAAACGUCAAAUAAAUGCGAUGGCGACUGUGCCUUGUAAGUAUUCCGUCCCUCACCUGCUGGCAGGCACCUGUGAGCAGACUGCACGUCACGCUCCGAAACGCCAUCUCCCACUUAUGCACCACCUCCCGCCCCUUCCCGUCCCGCAUCUCGACAUCCUUCGGCGGCACAUACUCGCACCGAUACACCGCUCUAUGCAGGUCACUCAUGGUGCUGCUCUCGUACGCACGCCCAUUCAUCGCAUGACGGUCGCCGGCAUCUGCAUGCAUGGCGCUGCCAGGUGGCGGCAGAGGGGGAAGCGAUGCAAAGGCACUGAGGAGCGGCGAGCGGGCGGUGAUGGUGAUGUUUGAGCUGAGGCAUCGGUGGGAUUUGAGGCGUCUGAGCGCCUCUGCGGGAGUGUGGAGGUCGCACCGGCUGUCAGGGCUGCUCUCGUUGCCCUGGAGCACCUGCUGGUUCGACACUUUCCGGUUUAGCUGCAUCGCGGAUGACAGAAGUUGAUGUCACAGCUGCAGAGUAUCACCCAGGGAAGCAUCCAGCGUGACAUGGCAUCCUCUGUCCCACCAUUUUUC